Molecule: messenger RNA, 949 nt
Organism: Chanos chanos (milkfish)
Lineage: Eukaryota; Metazoa; Chordata; Actinopteri; Gonorynchiformes; Chanidae
Gene: jpt2
Product: Jupiter microtubule associated homolog 2
Exons: 5
Coding region: 31-657 (208 amino acids)
Cellular component (GO): nucleus
Source: RefSeq, a predicted model, not a curated record
UAGGUGGCUUCGUAAAAGGAGGAAGGAACAAUGACUUCAACAAAUACGUUUCAGGGACUUGAUACCGGUUCAAAACCAAGUUCAAGGGUACUGCGACCUCCCGGUGGUGGAUCCAGUAAUCUGUUUGGUGGCUAUGACGAGGACUCAUCUGCGUCCAGACGGCCAAACAAAAUGGCCUCCACAGUUUUUGCACCUCCCGAGGAGGUUCAGGCGGGUCCCAAACGCUCCAACCCCCCAGGAGGGAAGAGCAGUGGUAUUUUUGGGGAGCCAGAUACCCCCCCAGCUCAGCAGAAGCCUGCCGCCCCCGGUGGAGUUUCUGGUGGCAUCUUCGGAGAGUCUGAGUCAAACCUCCCCGCUGUGAAGAGUCAUCCGAACAAACCAAGGGAUAACAUCUCUUUGGGCAUGGAUGCGACGCCUGAACCUCCGGUGCCUCAGCAGAAGGAGACAGUGGUUGAGGAGGUGAAGGUGGAGGCAGCUCCUCCUCAGGACACGCCCACCAAAGAAGCCCCCGCCCCGCCUCCCAACCAGGAGGCUGCCGACCCGGGUCCUCAUGGGCCGACAGAGAAGGACCAUGAGCCCCGCCUUGGGCCACGCCCACGUUCGCACAACAGAGUCCUCAAUCCACCAGGGGGCAAAUCCAGCGUGGUCUUUUACUAGCCACACCCCCGCGGUGCCUUUCUCUCUCCCCCUCUCCUCCCCUUCUCUCUCCUCCCUGUCCCCCAGCACCUCCUUCUUUCAGUCGUUUUCUUUAGUCACACUCCUCUCCUCCCCUCCCCUCCUCUUCCACUCUCUGGACCUCCUGAUCUCCCCCUCUGCUCUGUCGCUCCGCCAUUCCUUCGCUCCUGCACUUCCUCACUCAUUCCUGACGCUUUCCCUGUAUCCGAGGUUUCGAAUCAGUGUUGCUAUGAGCCAAGCGGUUAACUACUCUUCUCCUGGAAGCGGUUUCAUC